This is a messenger RNA of Galendromus occidentalis (western predatory mite), 2934 nucleotides long. Its product is annotated as mediator of RNA polymerase II transcription subunit 1-like. Gene Ontology annotation, biological process: regulation of transcription by RNA polymerase II. NCBI's taxonomy places the organism in Eukaryota, Metazoa, Arthropoda, Arachnida, Mesostigmata, Phytoseiidae. Gene Ontology annotation, cellular component: mediator complex. The coding region runs from base 1 to 2934 and encodes 977 amino acids. The transcript is spliced from 2 exons. Gene Ontology annotation, molecular function: transcription coregulator activity. The record is from RefSeq and is a predicted model, not a curated record.
AUGUCUUCGCCCAUAAACAUGAUUCUGGUCGAGCUGCUUCAAAGACUGCCCAAAAUCCUGAACAACUGUGCUAGCCUCAAUUCUGAUGCCGUUCGACUUUGCGGACCACAAAAGCCCGAACCUUUUCGGCGACUUUCUUCCAUCGACAUGGAGAAGUUACGCGCAAAACAGCAGCGCUCAUGGAACGAAGUCACCGCCCGGCUCCGCCAGCUGAACGGAGGGAAGCGUCCUUAUGUCGAAAACGAAGAACGCGAGCAGUUACUUCGGUGCCUUGGAGUCUUACAGAAGAGCAUAAGGAUCAAAUCAGCACAAAAUAUGAUUGAACGAUUGGACAACAUCACCCGUCAGCUCGGACUAAAAUUAACCAAAGAUCGGAAGAGAGUCACCGACAGCCAGCCCGUAGAAUUCGAAGUCUUCAUCAGCUCGGACAUGUUCUAUGUAGAAGUCAUGAUCGAGGCGAGUGGGCACGUUCGCGACGUCAAAAUCGCUCACCACGGCGAUCCGAUUCGGUGUCCGGAGCUGUGCAGCGUGCUCCAGGCAAGCGAUUUCGCAGCGUUCGGAGCUCAUCUCGAAGGACUGAUAGCUAUUUAUAAAUUGAAUUGUGAUAAAUCCAUCAAGCAGAAGGCCUACGUGGCCUUGCAAACCCUCGAGAGAAAACUGCUCUCCAUGGCGAACCAUCAGAGCGAGAUCAUCGACACAAACGAUCUGCUGUUCAGGUCGGCUGUCGGGAUCCUCGUCCCCCGCAUAGGCGGAUUCCCAAUGCAAUUGACUUAUUUCGUGUCUCCAUACGACUUCGUGACCGAGACCGGCGAGCGUCUUCCGUCGACUCCUGAGUGCAUUACGAAGAAUAAAAUCGGACGACGUGUCUCGAUCUCGAUCGAGAACGCCGAGCGGGUCCGAGCGCCCCUCGGUCACGGUCUUAACGUGCCCAGUUCCCUCGGACCGUCUUCGAUCGCAGCUCCCAAGUCGCAGACUUUCCCCGUUCACGGAGCGUGUUACACCAUGAAACUCUCAAGUGCAAUGGCAAUCGACGUCGAAUGUCUCUCAAAGAUCGUAGCCAUCACCGGAGUCGAGUCCGUCGUCGUGGAGAGCCAACCCCUCGUGAAACUCAUCACGAAAAGAAACCAUACCGCAGCCUUCCACGUCAAGCUCCCCGAUCAGGAUCACAGCUACUACAUCGCUGACGGAGGACGAAUGGGCUCCAUCGUAGAAUCGAUUCAAUUUACUUCGUCGAAGCAAGUCCCUCCGAUACUCGAUCUCUUACGACAUCAAUGUUUUUUCAAUUGUUUGAUCGAAUCGUGCGUGCGCGACUACGAUCCGGAACCCGACGAGAUUCGACCAGAGGUUUUCGAAGUCUGUCCGAAUGGCCUGAACGCGGUUUGCGUCUCGUUCGAACACCCGCUGGAUUGCGAGAGUCUCAUGACUCUGGAGCUUCGCUUCGACAACAUCCUCGAUCCUGAUCGUCACUCGAUUUUUAAGAGCGACAAAACCAAAUGUUUCACAUCGGACGCACAGGUAGCGCAAGCUCUGCAGAUGAGCUUCUCAAUCCCGGUAGUGAUGAGGAGUAUUUUGAAUAAAGCGAUGGCCAUCAAGAAAUCCGCAGAGUCGCUCAAGAAGCAAUCGAGCGACUCGUCAAUGCUCUCCUUCGACGCCACCGCCGGACCGCAGCCGCAACAGGAUUCCUUCUACGAUCUCGAAGGCUCCAACGACAACAUUUCCGCAGAUUCCAUGCGACAGAAACUCUUCGAUUUGGAAAACUUCUGUCAGCAGGGGAAUCCGAGCUUGAAACCGUCCGAAGAAGACCUCGGCUCCGGUCCGGAUAUCGGCUCUGCUCAGCAGCAGCAGCAGUAUCGACACCCCCAGCCGAUGGAAAUCGUUGGUCAUCCAGGGAAAUCUUCGGAUGAGCAUGAGUCCUUCGAUUUGAUUGAUGAUAGCAUGUUCUUCGAUGCGGCCUACCCAACCACUCGCGAGCCUACCAACGAGGCUCAACGAAACUGUCUCGAUCGCAUGGAAACUGAACAGAUCAAUAAUCACGAGAGUCAGUCGCCUUCGGCGUCGGGCGACCGAUUCCGGUACAACGCCACGAAUGUUCCUCUAGCUCCCCCCCAAUUCGUCGACGCUAACGUUUCCUCGAUGGGACGGCAGUUCGAUCCGAACCAAAAAAACUUGCUGACUGGUGGGGAUUCUAGUGAAUCUCCACCAUUGAGCAAAACCACGAUACCGAACACGAUCGCGGGAGGCGCAGUCCUAAGUGCGGUGCCAAUGAAAGCGACCGACGAGCGGAGAGACUCAAAAUCUUCGAGCAAAAGCAAGAAAAGCUCUUCCAGCCACGGAAAAAAGAAAGAACGCAGUUCAUCGAAAGAUCGUUCCUCCACAAAGUCUUCGGGAUCUUCGUCCAAGUCGUCCUCGACGAAAUCUUCGUCUUCGAAGGAUAAGAAAAGGAACAGCGGCGAGGGCAGCGCUUCUCGUUCGAGUCUUGUUGCGGGUUUCGAAAGAUCUCAUCAGAACUUGAAAAGUGAUUCAUCCUUGCCGAACAACAAGCACUCGUCAUCGGCGGACAAGCAGUUCACGGUCCGCCAGGGCUCGUCGGCGCAAGGGAUGAAAAUAACCAUCGACAAGGCUCGAACGCCUGAGUGCGAAUCGAAGAGUUCCUCGUCGUCGAAACAUCAUCGAAGUUCUUCGAGGUCUAAAAGUUCCGCCUCGACGACCCAAGCCUUGAGACAAGGUUCCUCCUCGGGCAAGCUUCCGCCAAAGCUGCCAGUCGGCGUACCGAUGGUCGUCGACGACGAAAACGAUGCCAUUGAUUUGGUGGAGAAAAGGUUACGAGCGCUCCAUGGCGACGAGGCUACGAUGAAUCAUUUCGCGGCAGCCAGAGCUUCAGCUAGCAGUCCGUCGGUCAGCAACAGGUUGUUCGAAGAUGCCUUCAUGGAAUAG